CGCUUUACGGCGGCGCCCGGCCCGAAGCGCGAGCGGAGAGCGAGUGAGGCGGGCGCGCGUCGGUUUCCCCCGGCGGGAGCGCAGCAUCGGCCGGGCGGGGACCCGGGGCCCUGCCGGGCUCAGCAUGCCCGGGGUGAAGCUGACCACCCAGGCUUACUGCAAGAUGGUGCUGCACGGCGCCAAGUACCCCCACUGCGCCGUCAACGGGCUGCUGGUGGCCGAGAAGCAGAAGCCGCGCAAGGAGCACCUGCCCCUGGGCGGCCCGGGCGCCCACCACACGCUCUUCGUGGACUGCAUCCCGCUCUUCCACGGCACCCUGGCCCUCGCCCCCAUGCUGGAGGUGGCCCUCACGCUGAUUGAUUCAUGGUGCAAAGAUAAUAGCUAUGUGAUUGCUGGUUAUUAUCAAGCUAAUGAACGAGUCAAGGAUGCCAGUCCGAACCAGGUCGCAGAAAAGGUGGCCUCCAGAAUCGCCGAGGGCUUCAGCGAUACUGCUCUCAUCAUGGUAGACAACACUAAGUUUACGAUGGACUGCGUGGUGCCUACAAUCCAUGUGUACGAACACCAUGAAAACAGAUGGCGGUGCAGGGACCCACACUAUGAUUACUGUGAAGACUGGCCAGAGGCCCAGAGGAUCUCAGCGUCACUCCUGGACAGCCGGUCCUACGAAACACUUGUGGAUUUUGACAACCACCUGGAUGACAUUCGGAAUGACUGGACAAACCCAGAGAUCAAUAAAGCCGUUCUACAUCUGUGCUAGGGAGGGGUUUUAGUGACUGGUCUUUGGGCAUUUCCACUACACUGAAGAAGAAAGCUAUUUUUUAAUGUAAAUAAGAUCUCUCCUAGCCUGUGUGGAAAGCCGACAGUUUUUGGAGGUGGCAUAUGCCCUGACAAAGGGCAGAAUGUCCAUCAGCCAUCUUUUAAUGCAGAGUCUCUAGAAGAGGUGCAGACUUUCCCAUCUGACCGGCCCUGUGGAGUCCUGCCCAGUUGUAUGUUGCUCUAAUCCUCCAAAACAAAGCUGUUUCUGCUUGUCCGAGAUCAUUCCUAUUAAAGAGUUUUAACUAACCUUU
Messenger RNA from Canis lupus familiaris (dog), 1067 nucleotides. It is a transcript of the gene EMC8, whose product is annotated as ER membrane protein complex subunit 8. Lineage: Eukaryota; Metazoa; Chordata; Mammalia; Carnivora; Canidae. The coding region runs from base 125 to 757 and encodes 210 amino acids. The record is from RefSeq and is a predicted model, not a curated record. Gene Ontology annotation, cellular component: EMC complex. The transcript is spliced from 5 exons.